Molecule: messenger RNA, 594 nt
Organism: Pedinophyceae sp. YPF-701
Lineage: Eukaryota; Viridiplantae; Chlorophyta; Pedinophyceae
Source: the annotation of a GenBank genome assembly
AUGGGAGACCGUGAGUAUCAUGCCAGCGCCGGCAACCCCGUUCCGUCAGGGCGCGCGGUGAUGCCGGGCGUCAAGCGGUCUGCGGCGGCGGUCUCCAGCGCGGACCCCGAGGGCGAGCUGUCCGGGGGCGCAAACGUCGCGCUGUUCUUCCAGAGGAUCAUGUUCGGAUACAUAGGAGGGAGCCUGCUCAUCAGAGCGUUCAACGCGGUGCGCGCGAAGUUCAGGGGCAAGAACGAACAGGACAGUGACGCACCAAACCUCGGGGCCUUCGUGGCAGUUGCGGACGCGGACCACUGGAACGGAGAGCUCCUGCGCGCGGCCCAGGAGCGCCGGCCCGUCGUCGCGUGGAUCACGGCGGCCGCGUCGGCGCCGUGCCAACAAGCAGCACCAGAACUCGCAGCGUUUUCGAUGUCCCCGGCGGCACGCGGGGCCACGUGCCUGCGCAUCGACGCCGAAAGGACGCCCGAGAUCGUCGACGCGCUGGGGAUCUCCGCCGUCCCCUCGAUGCUCGUGCUGCGCGACGCACAGCUCGUGGGCGGCAUGGAGGGCAUCAACUUGUUAUACCUGCAGCAGCUCCUCGCAGGCGCGUCUUGA